ACAAAACCCGUCGGUGCGGCCGGUGGGUUGCGCGCUGCUUCUCUCCGAUCGUUCUUUUCUUUCCUCUCCUUUCCCCCUCCCCACUCCCUCCUCCCCGCCCCGCUCCGACCCGCCGGGCCAGUUCUGCCUCCUCCAGACAUGACACAAGACUACGACAAUAAAAGACCUGUGUUGGUUCUUCAGAAUGACUCUCUCUACUCUCAGAGACGUCCUUAUACCAGUGAAGAUGAAGCUUGGAAAACCUUUCUGGAAAAUCCCCUUACAGCAGCUACCAAAGCUAUGAUGAGCAUCAAUGGUGAUGAAGACAGUGCAGCUGCCCUUGGACUGCUGUAUGAUUACUACAAGGUUCCAAGGGAGAGGAGAGCUUCCACAGCUAAACCAGAGGUAGAACAUCCUGACCAAGACCAUAGCAAAAGGAACAACAUUCCAAAUGUGACAGAACAGUCGCUCAUUUCUGCUGGAGAAAACAGAGUCCAGGUUCUGAAAAAUGUGCCUUUCAAUAUUGUCCUUCCACACACGCCCCAGAUGGGCAUGGACAAGAGAGGCCACCUUACAACCCCUGACACUACGGUCACUGUUUCAAUUGCCACAAUGCCCACCCAUUCCAUCAAAACAGAGACGCAGCCCCAUAGCUUUGCGGUGGGCAUCCCACCAAGCGUCUAUCAUCCCGAGCCCCCUGAGCGAGUGGUGGUCUUCGACAGGAACCUCAAUCCUGACCAGUUCAGUUCCAACACCCAGCCUCAAAACUCCCAGAGGCGAACGCCGGACUCCACCUUCUCAGAAACCUUCAAGGAGGGUGUGCAAGAGGUUUUCUUUCCUACUGAACUGAACCUCCGGAUGGCCAACAUGAAUUCAGAAGAUUAUGUGUUUGACAGCAUUUCUGGGAAUAACUUUGAAUACACUCUGGAAGCCUCCAAGUCCCUCCGACAGAAGCCUGGGGACAGCACGAUGACUUACCUGAAUAAAGGUCAAUUUUACCCGAUCACGCUGAAAGAAGUCAGCAGCAGUGAAGGAAUCCAUCACCCCAUCAGUAAAGUCCGAAGUGUCAUCAUGGUUGUGUUUGCUGAAGACAAAACAAGAGAAGAUCAGCUCAGGCACUGGAAAUACUGGCACUCAAGACAGCACACGGCCAAACAAAGAUGCAUUGACAUAGCUGACUACAAGGAGAGCUUCAACACCAUCAGUAACAUUGAGGAGAUUGCAUACAAUGCCAUAUCCUUCACUUGGGACAUCAAUGAGGAAGCAAAGGUUUUCAUUUCUGUGAACUGCCUCAGCACGGAUUUCUCCUCUCAGAAGGGAGUUAAAGGCCUACCCCUGAAUCUUCAGAUUGACACCUACAGCUACAAUAACAGGAGUAACAAGCCUGUCCACAGAGCCUACUGCCAGAUUAAAGUCUUCUGUGACAAGGGAGCUGAGAGGAAGAUCAGGGAUGAAGAACGAAAGCAAAGCAAAAGAAAAGGCAAGUGCACUGACCCCAGCUCUCAAUUGAAUGCCUUUUCUGAUGUCAAAGUGCCAAUGCUUCCCUCACACAAACGUACGGACAUCACCAUCUUCAAGCCCUUCAUGGAUCUAGACACUCAGCCAGUCCUUUUCAUUCCUGAUGUUCACUUUGCAAAUCUUCAGCGUGGUGCUCACGUCCUUCCUGUUGCUUCAGAAGAACUGGAGGGUGAAAGCUCCAACCUGAAGAGAGGGGCCUAUAUCGGUGAAGAGGACUUUAUUGCUACUCCCAAUAAGAUGGCCAGAAUAGAAGAACCAAAAAGAGUGUUGCUCUAUGUCCGGAAAGAAUCAGAGGAAGUCUUUGAUGCGCUAAUGUUAAAGACGCCGUCUCUGAAAGGUCUAAUGGAAGCGAUAUCUGACAAGUAUGAGGUUCCUUUUGACAAGAUAGGAAAAAUCUUCAAAAAAUGUAAAAAAGGGAUUCUGGUCAACAUGGAUGAUAACAUCGUGAAACACUAUUCUAAUGAAGAUACCUUCCAGUUACAGAUUGAAGAAGUUGGAGGAUCCUACAAACUCACUCUCACUGAGAUCUAAGAUCAUGGAUCCUCUGUGGAUUUUAAACAAAGGUCUCAAGUGAACGUUUUCCCAUAAUUUAGGAUGUUGGGCAAAACACUAAUCGCCUUCUCCAGAAGAAAGCCAGAUGUAGAUUUGUUCUGGGGAGCAGAGGAGUGUUUUUCCUUAAUACAGGUUUUUUUUCUGUUCGUUCCAAAGGACAUUGUAAUACUCAUGACCUUAUUUGCACUUGAAAUGAGUGAGCAAAGAUAGGUGAUUAAAUAGAGUGUGUAUAAAACCACUAGUAAAUACAGGAGGGGAAAACCCCUGGAAGGUGGCCUUUUAGAGUGGUGAUAUCUUAUUUAUCUGUUCAGUAACCAUGUUUGAACCCGUUAUCAUCGAAUACCAUUUUAUUGGACUGUUUUCUGCUAGGUAGAGAUGCAAAACUAGUAAUUAAUACUAGUAGGAAUUGUGUGCAGGUUGGAGAAAAGUCUUUAUAAUGUUUACUCUUGAACAGGGCAGACUGUUGAAAUCACUUGUGUUGUUUGGGGGGGGAAUGUAAAACUGCCUUGCGUAUGAAGAACUCGCCUUAGUAAAUGUGUGAACUCUCAUCAGAUGAAGCUAUAUUGUAUAUAAGUGCAAUAUAUUUUUUGAAGGUUUGUAAAUGUGUAUAUACAAGUGAUAUAUAAUAUAUAAAAUAUGGUGUUCUGUAUAUACCGUGAAUAUAUGCAAUGAAGCCCAUCUAAAAGGAUGCCAUAUACAGAGAAAACGGAUAUUUAACAUAGCUAUUUAAAAAUGGACAAACCCUUAACAUGCACCAAAGGUGAGCACACGUUUGUACGUUCAUAGAAGGCACAAGAGACCUGCUUGUUCAACACGGAUCUUCCUGCGUGUAAAGAAAAAGGUACCAGCUCUCUCCUAAACCCUCCUGCACUGCAAGGCAACAGCAGUCCUGGCUUCUCUGAUGAGCUGCCAGUUGAGCCCUGAAAAGGUUGCACACCGCUGCUCUGGGAGGCGAUUUGGGCCAAGUCUGAGAGCUGGCUCUCAAGAGGAGCUGAGCACUUGUAGUUUCCUUGAAAUCUUAAGUCUGGGGGUCAGGAAGAAGAUCAUCUGGAGAGUGGAUUUUUUUUCUGUAGCAGUGUACCUAAGUCUCAGCUGGAUGCUGCCUGAACAGCAUCUCGUGCUGGAUGAACCCAAGGGCCAGAGCCAGCUUGCCAGGUCCUAGGAUGCUGACAACUGAAAGUGCACAGGCAAGGCUUUUGAGAGGAAGGUGGUGUCCCAGCGCAGAAGAUCAAGCGGUUGCAGGGACAAGGGGCCACAAGCAGGUUAUAAGCAUUCCUGAUGUAUGUGCAUUGCUAGGCAUUGACUCACUGCUGAGGUGGAGUGACCAAACGGGGAGCUGGUAGCAGGCAUCCUGAGCCUAGCCCCAGCUGGGAGUGCCAAACGGCUCCAAAAAAUACUGCUUUGCAGUAGAUCAUACAGUUAUUUACUUAUUUUGUGCAUGUGUUUAUGAAGGAAAGGCACACUCUGGAUAGUAGCAAGUGAGAAACAUUUAAGAGGCAGCACAAGGCUCUAAGGCAAAAACCUGCAUUAUGGGGUUGAGCAGAUGAGUGUGAGUAUCAGGUCCAGCAUCACUUAGUGCUUUUGUUAGGGAUCUGGAUAAUUAAAGAGAUAAAGAGACAGCACAAAGCUGGGAAGAGCUGCACGUGCCUUACCUAGGACGUGAAGGUCAAUCUGGAUAGGCUGGAGAAAUAGCCUGGAAAAGUAGGAUAUGAUUCUACUUAAUGGUUAACGAUUCUACUUAACGAAUUGUAACUGUGUGUUCAGCUGUGUCAUGCUGCUGUUUGGAAGAGGGAAACAAAUGCCAUGUUGAGUUGAUAAGCAGGAGCAUGGCCUACAAGAAACAGGAGACCUACCUUUUGCUCUAGUUGGCAUCACUGAGGCCUUGGCUGGAGCACUGUGCCCUGUGCUGAGCCCGGCCCUGCCAGCAGAGCCUGGUCCUAUCAGGUGUCCCAGAGAAGGCAGAUGGCCUGGUCCUUCAGCCUCUUCUGAGGAAGAGGGGCUGGAUGACUUGUCUGGUGAGAGGUCAUCUUCAGAAGGGAAUGUCAAGAGGAGCAGCCUCCCAACACACGGAAGUGUUCUUCCAGUCCGUUGCAAGCACAACAAGAAAUAGUGGGCAUAAAUUGCAGAAAUUUGGCUUAGGUGUUGAGGCAGUUUUCUCUAGUGAGAAAAGCAAGUUGCCCAGGGAGGUGGUGGAGUUUCCUCAGAGCCAGGUUAUGCAAAGGUUUCUCUAGACUGUCACGGGUAUAGUUGACUUUCCUUGGUGCUGAGACUUAGGUGACCACUUGAAGUCCUUCCUCACCAUAUUUUUUUAAUGAUUUAUAUGAAAUAUAGUAUUCUGGAAUCGAGCUGGUUCAUAGACUGCUCCAUUCACCCCUCCCUCCUCCUCCUCUUUCUCCUCCAUUGAUGGGCCUCACAGAGGCUUGCCGAUGCUCUGGGCACAAUGUGCUCCCCUCUUUGCUCUGUGGCUGGAGUUGAGCAAACUCUGGAUGAUGCAUCCAUGAUCGGGCGCAUGGACAGAGCCCGUGGGCUUGAAGCUGAAGGAGAGAAGCGGAUGCGCAGCACAAUGUUGAAGAGAGUUGGCUGACACAUACCACACCAUACAGGACUCCGUCGCCUGCAGAGCAGAGCAGCCACAGGACUCAUACCCAGCCAACACCAACCCACCGCUUGGGCUUCCCUUCAUCAGUCACGGGAAUAAUCUUACUAUGGCAAGGGAAUCUUUUUUUUAAACUUGAUAUAUAGAAUACGCAUAUAUUUACACAUUUUUAUUGAAAAUGGAAGUUUUAUUACAGGAACUCAGUCUAGGGUCAGGGAAGUAGAUUUAGAGUCUCCAUAGAGGUAGGAUUGACACGAAUGUUAUUUCUUUUUACUGCUUAAUGAAGUAUGUGAACUAAAUCUGACAAUUGUUUUCUGCUCCUAUGAUAUUCUGGGACACGGGUCUUAUAACAGUAGCAGCAAUGUCAUGUAUGUUUUACAAAACUGAUUUUUUUUUUCUGGUUUUGCCUGCUGUUUUUUAAUUGAAAAUGUAUUUUAAACCAAGCUAUUAAAUUUUAUAUGUUCAUUUCUAAUGA
Cuculus canorus (common cuckoo) is the source of this 5120-nucleotide messenger RNA. RefSeq names its product grainyhead like transcription factor 1 (gene GRHL1). Lineage: Eukaryota; Metazoa; Chordata; Aves; Cuculiformes; Cuculidae. Gene Ontology annotation, cellular component: nucleus. The coding region runs from base 139 to 2028 and encodes 629 amino acids. Gene Ontology annotation, molecular function: RNA polymerase II cis-regulatory region sequence-specific DNA binding; DNA-binding transcription activator activity, RNA polymerase II-specific. The transcript has 16 exons. Gene Ontology annotation, biological process: regulation of transcription by RNA polymerase II. The record is from RefSeq and is a predicted model, not a curated record.